CUGUCAGUUUAAGCGGCAAUAAAUCUAACAAUACAUGUACACGUCCUGUGUCGUUUCAAAGUAUAUUGGAUACAGAAUUGUGGGAUUAACACUUAGUUCCACAAAUCACGUUUCAAUGGCGCCGAUCAAUUUCGAAGGAAAUUUCGAAGAUGUCACUGAAAAACAGUUGGAAUUUAUCAACGAAGUAAUAGAAGAACAUGGUUUUAAAGGCAGUAAAGUGACAUUUGCAGCAGCAGGAGCAGUGGGUGACAACUAUGCUGCAAAUGUAAAAAGAAUUAAAGUAGAAGGAGAAAAAGGAACACUAUCGAUAAUUGCCAAAAUUGCACCAACAAAUGAAAUAGCACGAUAUCGCUUAAAUGCAGCACUUUCGUUUGGUAAUGAGCAUUUAAUGUACUCGGAAUACAUACCGAAGUUAUUGCAACUACAGAAAGAUGCAGGGGUACCAGAAGACGAACAAAUAAAGUUCCCGAAGUGCUAUGGAACUAAUAUUGAAGCACCAAACGAAGUAAUAUUAUUAGAAGACCUGAAAGUAGAAGGAUUUACUAUAAUGGACAGAAUGAAAUCACUAUCGAACGAAUGCGUAACUAGGGUACUGAAGAACUUAGCAAUAUUUCAUUCCCUUUCAUUUGCACUAAGGCAUAAAGACCCCGAAAGCUUUAAAUAUUUCAAGGACCAUUUUGAAGAUAUGUGGGGAAAAUUGGUCGAUUUGCCUCCAGAAGAGCAGGCUUCUUUUGAGCAGAUGGAAAACGUGUCUAUCAAUAUGCUGGACGACCCUAAACAUAAAGAUAUGAUAAAGACCAAAGUAAGUCAGAUGCCAGCAAGAACAGCGAAAAUGACAGCGUAUGAACAUGAGAGCCCAUAUUCAGUUAUUCAACAUGGAGAUUCUUGGACCAACAAUAUUCUGUUUAAGUUUGAGGGCAAGGACUUGAAGCAAUCCAUAAUGAUUGAUUACCAACUGUCGAAGAUCUCCAGUCCAGCCAACGAUCUACUCUACAUGAUCUUCAACUGCACAGACCAUGAAACUAGAAUUAAUAACUAUUACGAUUGGUUAGAUUACUACCACGCUGAAUUGGGAAAAUCCUUAGAGAUGUAUGGUUUCAAAGUGGACAACGUGUAUCCUAGAAGUCAGCUCGAUGCUGAUUUGAAGAGAUACGCUGAAUUAGCGUUUGGUUGUAAUAUCUUAAUCUCAGGUAUACUAACAGCUAAUCCUGAAGAAGCUAGUAAAUUUAAAGACGCAUUCUCAGCUUCUGAUGCUGAUGAUAUAUCAGAAGCACUAACUAAUAUUCACGAUGAAACUGCAGUCCUUCUAAAGAAAAGACUAGUUGGGUUAAUUGAUAGUUAUAUUGCUUUCGAUUUGUUCUGAGAUUAUGUUGAUUGUUUGUAACUGAAUUAGUGUUUUUGUUGUCCACCAGAUAGCGCCACUGAGGUGUUAAGUCUUGUUAAAGUGGUAGUAACGAACCUAAGCGACCUGGCAAUCCAAAGGUUGACUAGUAAAGUAUAGCUAUUAGCAUAAAGACUACUUGUAUAACUGUAUAAAUAUAGGAAGUCUUAAACAAAUUGUACCUCAGCUUUAAAUUACUGCACGGUUGGUGCGGUGGCUGGGUAACCGGCUGCCGCGCAACGUGUCGUGGGUUCGAAUCCCUCACGGAA
Messenger RNA from Spodoptera litura, 1650 nucleotides. RefSeq lists its product as uncharacterized. NCBI's taxonomy places the organism in Eukaryota, Metazoa, Arthropoda, Insecta, Lepidoptera, Noctuidae. The record is from RefSeq and is a predicted model, not a curated record.